UUUAUUUCAAUCAAAAAGCCUAUUGAUCCAGGCCACAUGACACACAGCCACCUCACAUUAAUAAAGAUAAAGGCAAAACACUUUCAAAAAAGAUGAGGUUUUCUUUUUCCGUCGGAAAAAAUAUAUAGAGAGAGAGAGAGAGUGGGAGAGCCUAAGCCAGUGCACGGGUUUCAGCGGUAUUUGAAUAUUUGAUUGAUACUUUCAAAUUCUAGUCCUGGAGGAUCCAAUCAUGGAGGAUUCUAUCACCACCACUCUCGCUCUAGAAUCAUCGACAACGACCCUCCGCCGCCGGAACUCCAUAGCCACAUCCGUGGUCCUGCCCAAGGAACACAGAGUCCCGGCCGCCAAGCGACUUCAGCGUUCGAGCUUCUGCGCUCUCCCAAACGACACCGUGCAGGCGCCGCUAUCCUCGUCAGACUUGGGUCAUCACUCUCAUGGAUCAUCUUCUCUCGUGUCCUACACUUCUCUCAGAGAUUUACUCUCAUCCGCCACUCCACCUUCGGGUUCUGUCUCUGCCUACGAUAUCUCCAUUCGCAAUCGCCUCGUCAAGCGAGCCGCUUCGGCUUACCUCCGGCCAAUGUCUUCUUCCCCCACCACCAGCUCACCCUCCUCCUCCUCCUCAUGCUUCCCUCGCCUCCUACUUCCUUAUCUCAGCUUCUUCUAUCGCCGCUUCGUUUCUGGUGUUUCCUGGAUUUUCCAUCGGAUAUCCCGCGCAAUCUGGCCUCAACCCCAUUGAAGUCACUUCGCUUAAUCAUGGGGGAUGCUCGUUUUUAAUUUCUUUUGUCUGGUUUAAACUUUAAGUACACAGAAUGUUUAUCGCUACUGUAAUUUCCUAAUUCAUAAACUUGUCCCUUUUUUCA
Prosopis cineraria is the source of this 860-nucleotide messenger RNA. RefSeq lists its product as uncharacterized. Lineage: Eukaryota; Viridiplantae; Streptophyta; Magnoliopsida; Fabales; Fabaceae. The transcript has a single exon. The record is from RefSeq and is a predicted model, not a curated record. The coding region runs from base 230 to 736 and encodes 168 amino acids.